Messenger RNA from Echinostoma caproni, 2457 nucleotides. Lineage: Eukaryota; Metazoa; Platyhelminthes; Trematoda; Plagiorchiida; Echinostomatidae. The record is from the annotation of a GenBank genome assembly.
AUGUGGUCCUCAUACGUUUUUCAGCGAGUUGUUUGGAAUUUAUUGCAUCUCGCCUGCAUUAUCCUCAUCCGAACACAAAAUUUGGUAUUUGCGCAGAUCACGCUGGAAUUCACAUUAACCGAGGAAUGUCCGUUGCACACAUUUAUAGGAAAUUUAAACGGUGCUCCAUUGACCACAGUCAAUGUCCCCUCUUAUCCUUUGAGCACAUUCCAAUUGCUCACGCAAACCAAUCACUUCAUCCUAAACGAAACCUCAGGUGAUCUUUUCACUCGAAACAGAAUCGAUCGGGAACGGCUCUGUCCUCGACAAAUGCAAACAUCCACAUCAUUGGAUAGUACAGUUCGGAUGGACUUGGAAAAACUGAAUUUUGGUUCCCCCACACACCCAGAUUUAACUAACACUGGCACCGAUAAUGUGUGCAAAGUUCAACUUCAAGCCUUACAAUUUACACAAAAAACGGGAUCGAAUACUGAGCCAAUGACACAUCGCGUUAUUUUGAUCAAGGUGAUCAUUCUGGAUGUGAAUGAUAAUCCGCCUGGAUGGCCAGAGAGCGUCAUUCACCUAUCGGUACCUGAACAUUCGCCGAUCGGAACCCGGCUGCCAUUGCCAGCGGCUUUCGAUCCAGACUGUGGACCAAUCAAUACGACUAUGAGCUAUGUGCUACGCGAUCUGGCUUCAGACGAUCGAGUUCAACACAGCCAACUAGGUCCGUUUAAUCAUGAGGCGUUUCAGUUGGAUACCGAAUUUUUGCCCAGUCCCAAUCAAGUUGAUGUUGGUCUUGGAAAUUUGCCAAACUUGUGGCUCAUCAGUGGCUGCAGCAGACGUAUGUUUCGUUUGUGGCUUCGAGUUGUACGCGACCUGGAUUACGAUAAUCCGGAAUCUGUAAAUAGUGUUGGACAACAACAGCAGCAGCAGCAAACACAACAGCACCAAGCCCUAUCCGGCUUAUUUGGAACGAAUCGGUUGCAUUUAAGAAAUGCACGACUACAACUCGUUGCCGCUGACGGUGGUCAACCGACCCCGUUGACUGGACAUGUUAUGAUAAACAUUACCGUGACCGACAUAAAUGACCAUCCACCCAUUUUUCAAUUGGGCAGUGCAAAUCAACCUCCAAAAGAAUUAGGUGCAACGGGAAUCGGGGAUGUAGCCAGGCAGGAACAGAUGGAGAUAGAGGAAAACACCCCUGUGGGUAGAGUGGUUUAUGUGGCCCGUGCAACGGAUGUAGACGACAUAGAUAAUGGUCAUUUGCUUUACCAACUAGAUACAUCCGCAAGUUUGUCAAUAAAAAAAAUGUUUGAAGUAAAUGCCAAAACCGGUGAAAUUGUACUUCUACAGUCCCCAGAUUUUGAAAGACAACGAAUAUACAAUGUUCCCUUAACUGUAUCCGACGGAAAACACGUGACCUCUUUGAACUUAUUUGUAAGAAUCCGCAAUCAGAAUGAUCAUCCCCCAGUAAUCACCAUCCGACCGGUUGGUCAGCCAAAAGAUGAACAUGGAUCAAAAUUAGGCACCAGUUCAUCGCAUCCGACUAGUUCACUGUUUCCUCACGCGAAAUCAGUAGCACUUUAUGUAGUAGAACAUGACGCACCUGGACGAUUUAUUGCAACGGUUACUGUGACAGAUGUGGAUGAUAUAACGGGAAUCGAAGAAGGCCCAGGUUACUCCGGUGAAGGUGGAUCUAACCUAGACUACCUUAUGCCGGGGUUAGCUGGUACAUCGGACACCAUGAACCUCGGAGCCCAUUGCAAACUAAGUCACGCUGGACUUGCUUUACGACCCCUGUUUGAAGGAUCUACGAAUCAGUUUAAAUUAGUCACUCAAACUUCAUUUGACCGGGAACAACAAACGGAACAGUUUGCAACACUCACGUGCUUCGAUCGUGGACAUCCCCCGUUAUCUACUCAACUUGGAAUACAUUUGAUUAUUGAAGAUAUUAACGACCACGGACCCAUAUUCAAACACACUCCCAUGAUUGCACAUCUGAAGGAGAACGAACCGAUUGGGACAAAGGUGUACACGGUGGAAGCCCAUGAUCCAGAUGUGGGUGAGAAUGCGCAACUCGGGUUUGCUUUAGACGAUCUGAACUCGAACGAUUUCACCAUAGACUCCCGUACUGGGGUCAUUUCCAGCUUGCGUUCGUUCGAUCGGGAACAACGAGAAUACUUCAAUCUUACAGUGAUUGUGCGUGAUCAGGUGUCCAGAUCAAGCAGUGCAGACGGUCUGGAGUCCAUUGCGAAUCUGCGGCGAACUGGCAAAUCAGAAACAAAGGAAACCGCGGAACACAAAGUCACUGGUUAUGUGAUUGUAUAUAUAAAGGAUGUGAAUGAUUGUCCACCUAUAUUUCCCAAUUCUUUGUAUCAACUUUCGGUCUCUGAAGAUGCUAAGAUUAAUCUGCUCAUUGGACAAAUCAAUGCUUCUGAUGCGGAUGCUACUGAAGCUAAUAAUCAAGUGAGUUGA